AAAAAAUCAAAAUAUGGCGGCAGUUUCAGAUGGAGGAGAGAAACCAUUAGGAACUUCCGUGGAUUGCGAUUUGCAAAAACAUCUGAAAGGACUAAACACGGCUACUCCUGACCUUUCUACGUUGGCGCAAAAGGGUGACGAAAGGGUAAGAAGGAAGAAACAAACUCGCAGCUACAAUGAGUACAUUUAAAUAGAUUUUGGGUUGUUGUAGCAGCUAACAGUACCAAUUCAACCGUGAUGUAAAUGUGAGCUUAAGUCUGUGACGCAGACUACAGUUUUUUAACUUAAUGCAUUAUGUAGAUAUAACUUAAGCUUGUAUGAAUUUGUACUCAAAGGCCGCUCCAUUUGAUUUUACGUCCUAAUACUGUAUACAUAAGCUUACACUGUACAUGUUGAGUCACAAUGCGGAUCUUUUUGCAGGUAGCGUCAUCACGAAAGAAAUGAAGGAACCAAACAUAAGAGUUCUCCUGGGGGCUUUGUUGUUUGGUUGUAUUGUUUCUUUUGUUGUAUGUAAUCUGUGCCUUGGUACCUAUUUACAGAAGUUAAGUUAUGCCGCUUACAGUGUAAUUUACGUAAAAUUUCAUUUAGCUACAGGAGAUCAGUAUAGGAUAAAAAACAACAAAAACAACAACAACGACAAACAAACAAACAAAGAAACAAGUAAAAAACAAACUCACUUUCAUGUUCAAAGUUUGUAUAAUAUUUUCUGCCUUUGAUUUAGUCCAUAACACUGUAUACAAUAAUGACUCUGAAACAAAUGAAAAUACUGGAACUCUCAAACCAGGGAUAAAUUAUUGAAUCGCAAUGUACACCGUUUGCACAGACAGUUACAUGUAUAUCUCUGACGCUGCGACAAUUCCACUUAAAGUGGUAAGUUAGGUCAGCAGCCUAUAAAAUGGAAAGCGCAAAAUAUCCAUUAAAGAACAACAUCAGUAUUUUGAGCUUCAGUUAUAAAAGUCUGACCAUUUUUGUGCUUUUAAGAAUUUAUUAAAGACUCGGUCUUAACUUACCCCCAAAUCCCUCUUUAAAUUUCCCCACAAAUAUGAAAGAACAUUAAAUUAAGUCAUUGACAUUUCUGCCAAAAACACAUACACAUGUCAAGCAGACAAGGCUUUGCUCUAAGGAAAACUGAAAGGAUCCAAUGCUCUGAAUCUAAGAAUUCAGGGCCCUCAGCAGAUAAUGAAAUUAUUUUCUGGUCGCUCAGGAGCAAAAGUCAGGUUCCAGUGGCCAGCGUCGGGCGCUGCUAGAACACAGCCUUGACCUACUGUAUGACAUUUCAAUGGCAAAUAGGUGCUUUGUUGGUUCAUGUAAUUUAAUUGGAGUUACAGUUUAAUUAAGUUUUUGAUUAGAAUGGAAUUUGUCAGAUUGAAUUGCUUGACUUUGCUUCAUUUUUACUUUAAUCAAACUCAGAGCAUUUUUUAUUUAAAUAACUUUCAAGAUUAUUAAGGUGUUUUAUUUCCCUUUCAAAAGCUUGUGGAACAGUUUAUGACUGAAGAUAUUCAGAUUGGUGGCACAGCAGAUGAAAAGCUACAAAGUCAAUUGUAUAUUGGUAAAUAACAAUGUACCGGGUAUAUAACUAUUGUAUUCAGGUUGAUAGACCUUUAUAAUAUGUAACUGGAGGCUUAAUUAUUAUUGAUUGUCGGACAAUUUAAACCUUAGGAUUUCAUUGUAGAGGUAAUAAAGGAUAACCCAAGGAGGGAUGUAUGUCAGUUGAAAUUUAAUGCAACUUUAGGGAGAGUAGCUGUCCACUUCAAUCAUGACACUGUUAUAUUUAUGGUGGAUAUACCCAGACGCAAAGGGGCAAGGUAUAUAUCCAGCUCUGUUCACCAACCCUGAGGGGAAUAGUCGUUUUAGUAUUUACCAAAUCAGUUGGAUAGAAAUGAAAAAAAGUAACUUUUGGUAAAUUAAAAACGUCACUAAGUACGAACUUUAUUUACAAUUUACAAACAUUUCGGGAAUUUUGUCGUGUAUUUUUACAUUUUUGUUGAAAAUUAGCAUGACAAUAAUUUUCUACUAACCAGUAAACACUGGCAGCCAAAGUUUGUCCUUUCUUGGUAUUUGUUUGUACGACUGCUUCACGUAUCGCUCAAAUUUCAUCUUUUGAAAAUGUCUCGAAGUUACAACACUCCAUCUUGGCUCUGGUCGCAAAACAGUGAAUAGCCAAGAAUAUUCUGAGUUACUGGAGCUAAUCAAAACAUGCAGAAAUUGCUAUUCGCUGAUUUGGUAAAUAUUAAAAAUCAAUAUGCAUGUAUAUCCCUUCUGGGUUUAUUAAAUUCACUGGAUCGCUAACGUUGGUGGAUUAUCAUACAGUGUACAUGGAAUAUUAAAUCAAUUAUGUCACUUAGAUGAAUAUUUCAUUCUUUCAGCUUGUUUCUGGGGCUUUUAUGAUGUUGUUAAGACUCUUCUAGACAAAGGAGCAGGUAUAUAAUAUUAUCACUUAACGGUAGUCAACAUAAUUAUUUUUUUGUCCCGUAGUUAGUUGAUAUUCCUUAAUGCAAAAUUUCCUUGAGGGAAAUUGCAAAACUUGUCACUUAUCUGAAUAUAAAGUGCAGAAUUUUUUGUGUUUGAUUUCACUUCCAGAAUAUUGAGCUUAAUUUUCAUAUAUUUCAGAAGGCCUGCUAGUGAGAUCAACCAAUCACCAGUACCCUAAUUCUCUUCUUUUUCUUAUAAUUUUAUUUCGUGAUUUUCAGACGUUAAUGCACAGAAUAAAGAAACUCUCUGGACUCCCCUUCAUGCUGCCACAUUUCAGGAACAUGGAAAGGUAUUUGAAAUAUUUGUUUGGCUUUUGUUCCAACUGUUUCAUUCACCAUAAUAAUGGGGAAGUUAAACAGAGAACCCUAGCAGCUGACAGCAGCAGUUGGAGAAACACCCCACACAAACAACUAAAGCUGGGCGAAGAAAAGCGGAUCGUGAUGACAGACGGGCAGCGAGCUUGCAGAAAGGAUUCCUCCAUCAGACUUGAAACCACACACAAAUGCGACCUCUGCGACAGAAACUGUCACUCUCAGAUUGGCUAGCCUGCGGUGCAGGCGUAUUUUGGGUGGGCGAAACCUUGUUCGUGUUCGUAAUAUUGUUGUAGCCGCCAUCUUUGAUUUUAUGACAGUGGAAGAUUGGGGAGAGUAGAAAUAGUAACCCUUACGGUAGGUGUGAGGGCGCAAGAAGGAAAGGGGGGAGGGGGAGGGGAGAAAAAACAUACGCCUGCCUGAUAUCAUUGUUCUUUUGGGAAACUCCGUACGCUGGCAAACGGAGCUCCUGAUUGGUGCGGCAUAGGGAAGUAGAUUGAUGCCUGUCAAUUAACUGUAAGUCUAUAUUGUUUACUCCGUUUCUGUCAGUCUUUUAGAAUUGGAGCGGCUGGGAAUGUCGCGUGUAUUAUGCAAUGAGAAAGUCAAAGCCAUUUCUACACUGGUCAUCAGGACAAGAUUUGCUCGCAGUACUAAAACCUUCCAAUACGUUCUUUUUUCUGGCGAGUAGAUUAUGCUCUAGAGGGUUCUAUGUUUUGACUGAGCAAAUGUGAUUUUAGCCCCUUGUUUCACACUGAGAGGUCAUGACACGCUUAUUGAUUUUCUGUGGUUUUUGAAUUUCUGGUCUUCAUGAUUUGCGUUUUCUUUGACCUCUUUUGAAGCGUAAAGCUCUUUUUGCCGCUAAAUAAGGCUGUUAGGUUCUUAAUUUUCUUUCUAGUCCGAGAAUGUGAUGUUUUCCUGCAAUGUUGUAUCACGCUGGGCCCAGCUCGUUAAUUUUUUAAAAAAAAUUGUUUGCAGGAUGUUAAACUCUCAUGGAUAGAGAUUUACAGAGAUGAAUUUAGAACAAUGAAUUGCAGCUUAAACUGAAGCUUCAUCAGCUGUGGAGAGUUGCAUUGUGACUCAGUCAAGAUAAAAACAAUGAUAAACUGCAGCUUGUUUUUCUUAAGAUAAUGCGAGUCUUGUGGACAGUCUUUGGACUGGUUUGGUUGUUUUGUUAUUGUCGGCUACUCAUUUCCGGAAGAGCGGUCACGCGCGUCUAAUUAGGGGGUGUUUCUCAUUUUCACAGUGUUUUCGGGCAGGCGUUUUCUCUUCUCUCUCCCCGCUCCCUCCCCGCUCCCUUUGACUCGCCCCAUCUCUUCCUCUCUUCGGGAAGUUUCAACAUGGCACUUUCGCGAGCAAAUUGCGCGCUCAAAGAAAACGCCUGCACUGCAGGCUACAGAUUGGCCUGUUUAGUGACAGGCGACGCUGCUCAAACUAAGCUGACAGCCUGGAGGUAUCUACCCAUGGUCGACCCUGACCGACAGGGGCCUCACAGGGAAGAGACUGCAAGACUCCCCUCACCUCCCUUCCUCAAUGCCACUUUUUUUAUUCCUUUCCUUACUGUAAAAUUAGUGUAAUUUAAUAGCUGUUUGACUGUUUACCUACAGAUUGUGAUGCUUCUUUUGGAGAGAAAUGCACAGCCUGAGCUUCCUGAUUGUGAAGGAAGGUAUACUCCAUUUCUAUGCAUUAUUUUAUCAAAGCAACUGUAUACAGCAGUUGUGAUACAGUGUGAGUGCCAUAUAAUUAAACACCACUAUGCCUGACAUGAUGUUGCAAGGCCAUGCUCUAAGAUUUAAAAGCUUGGAAUCCGGGGUGCCCAACAUUACGACUUUCGUGUGCAAGAUUUCCUUGUCCCCACAGGGCCACCAGGCUCUGCAUAGGCAUAAACCUUUCAUUGUUACUAAUGUAGUUUUUGUUUUGUUUUCUUUCAUUUUAUAAUGGAGAACUGCAAAGGACUUUGCCUCAGCAUCUGACAAAGUUUGGCCACAUUUUGCCGGUAAAAAUAAAUGUGUACAGUGCAAAAAAUCAUUUUUCCUUAUACCGUGCCAGAGAGUUGUUCUGUAAACUGAAAAGAUCAAAGUUGUAAGUGACUCUGCCAGCAGGGUAGUGUACAUGGAGAAUAACCAAACGACUUGAAUUGUACUAAUUAAAAUCAGUUCAUUUUUGUCCUUUACACACUGACUAUCAAGUACAUGUAAAUGACAGUAACCGCGUGUUAAGUACGUAUUAUUACUCAACAGUAAUAACAACUGUUAAUUUUGUCCACAGUAAUACUUGAUUGAAUUGUUCUUUUGAUACUUGUACACAAUAGACAAGUCUGUUCAUAUGUACCUUGCUAAAGAUCGGCAGCUGCAGUGUAAACGUAACUCAUCUGAAACAAUCUGAAGGAAAAAAAAUCAAUCAGGCAUCUUGGUACUUCUAACCUAAGUCAGCUUUGGAGUUGAAUUAAAAAGGAAGUGUAACUGAGAUUAAGCGCUACAGACUUGAAAAUCCAGCAGAAGUAUUUUCAUUCUUGGUGGAAAUCUUUUCAGUAAGGUGGGCCGACUCUUGGGUGGAAGUUAAUAAAUCCCAGCACGCUGCCAAGUAGUGUAUGCGAAAUUUGUUAAAUAAUGUCUUCGGUUAUAAAGAUAGAUACUAGAAAAAAAACGGACUAAUACUAGAAAAAGUGUGUCAGUUGUUUUGCUUGAAAAAGGUGUUCCAAAUACAGAACUCAGGGGUUCAAAUGAUACAAAUUAAUAAAUUUUUGGAUCAGUAAUCUUAUUUUCCUGCCACUUACGAAAAGCUUUUUUUCAUAUUGUCGAAUUUUUAGCUUUAAACUGCCCAAGAACAUCAAAGCAAGAGCUUAUAGAAAAAGGAAUAAUAAAAAAGGUAAUAUUGUUUUUUGUAAUUUAAUUGUUUACCCGCGGAGCACUUCUAAGGAGUUAUUUUAAGAAAAAGAACUCGUUGGAACGUGUCCGUGCGUCCCAGAUCGAAUUGGAAUUUGGAAGUGUUGGUUUUAAAGGAGAUGGGAAAACCGGAUUACCCGGAGAACCCCCAACCGCCAACCGAGCACUUACCCUCGUUUUGAAACAGAGGCCCGGGGAACUCGGAAAUGGCCUAAUCACUGCAGCAGUGGAUUUUGGCGAAAAAAUGCGAUACUUUCUCCUUAGACAUACCUUCAGCGAAAUAACGACGCAAUUGGUAGCUAUAGUGGCCGUAAAAAUCUGCGACUUCAACGAAUAAUCAAAACGAAGAACAACUUUCCGAAGAAAAAUGGAUGAAACCACAAUCCUGAAAACCCGAUACCCUUAGUAUUAAUUUGAUGCGUGUCUUAAAGAAGUUUAUUUUGCAAUUAAUUAUAGCUGGAGGAGCCUUCUAGGGCUGGCUCAGCCGGUAGGCCAGGAUCAGGUCCCAAAGGUAGACUGGUAAGUAACUUGUCUUAGUAUGUGUAAUCAAAUGGUGACGUUGGACAAAACGCAAGUGAAAUGAUUCCCUAAUUUCACGAGUAUACCAUUUGAUUACCUAUUAAUAUCAUGGGUGACGAAUUACGUUAGCAAUCUUGGAUUUUUGACAUGUUUAUCCUGGAUCGUAUCGAUCGAGAACUCCACUCUCUCAAAUGUUUAGACCUUAAAUUUGGCUUAUAAAGUUCAGAAUUUUACGGACUUUUUCGGCAAAAUACCUGUUAGAAUCCUUCUUGAUGUUCUCUUGUGUGUUCAGGUUUUCUAAAGCGUCUUUUUGUGCCUUGACAUCUUCAUUCACGGCAUUUUAAAACUUCGUCGCCAUCUUGACACUGAGACGUACGGAAGGGUUGCCAGGGCAAUUUCGUAAUUUCACAUGUCAAAUUACAAAUUAACGGUGAAAUUUCGCGCCAAAAUUAAGGAGUAAUUCGUCACCUAUGAUAUUAUGAUUAAUAAUUUCCUCGGUUCAUGCAAAUCAACUCCAAUAGAUCUAGAAGCCGGAUGACCUCAAUUUAGACCAGCUUUCAAAUGUAUGUUUUUAACACAGGUCAAAUCAGGGUUUUGUUUUGUUCUUCUUUGCUUCAGUGUAAAACCUUAUAAUAAAGUUUCGAACAGUUUUUUUUUCGUCUGCUGAUAGCCAAAACCCAGCUCGUGAUUAUUUUAAUGAAUGCCAACUGAGCUAAACUUUCUGUGGUAUUAACUCCUAUAAUUUUAGUUGUCUGGGAAUCUGUGGAUAAAAUUGUAUAAGGUGAACAUUCUAAUAAGAGCUACUUGGGGGAAUGAUUUCCUGUGGUGCACGGUGGACCCUCGUUAUAACGAAGGGUCAAGGAGCUGAGAAGAUGAAAUAUGUACACACUUACAUUACAUGUAUAUCGAAAAAAAAAACGAGUCAACCCAAACAAAACGGAAUUUUAAAUUUUUAAACAGAGUUAACUCAAUUUGUAACUAGAGUAAAUAAUGUGGCUUUGGGACUAAAGAGCUGCACAGCUCUGACAUAACGUGUCUCGUUUGUUAUUAUUCAUCCAGGCAGCUUUUUCCAGACCGGGAUCAGCAUAUGUUCUUCAGACCGAUCCCUUUGCCAAGAAACGCAGCAAUCAAGAGAGCAUAGACUUCCCCCUUGGUAAGAUUAUCCUUUAGGCGUUUGUCGGGGAGAGUGGGGGCGGGGUGGAAGCAUCCCUGUAAAAACAAAAGCGGAUUACCCAGAGAAAAACCUCUAGGAACAGUUCUUAAAAAGAAGAAAAAAGGACACGGACGCUUGUCGAAAUUUUUGAAACGUAUCUCCGUAAGGUACUGCAUGAAGUGAAGGAAAACGCAGUCUGUUUUCAAAAUUUUUACACAGGAAUCCAAGGAAAUGAGCUUUUCUCUCAUCGCAUACUUGCAAAGGUCUUCACGUCACGGUCUGAUGUAGAGUCAGCUCUCCACACAUCACCUGAGUACAUCAGAACACAUUUUCCUUUUCCUUUAUUAUAAUUUUUUUUUUCAGUACUAUUUUAGAGAAAGUCGAAUUCAGAAUUCAAUUUAGACCAUGUGGGCCUAACCAUUUAACUUUCUAUCUGGCUGUCUACGUCUGUCUCUGUCCAUGUAGCUUUCUGUCCAUACCAUAACAUCUCGAUCCGGCCAUAGAUACUUCCACUGUGUUCAAGCCGCGCUUCGAACGGACACACACACUGCUACCCUUCUUUUUAAACUGCACAUCACUUAACGACAUUUCAAAUAUAAUGGGAAAAAAAAAGUAGCCAAAUGAUCUUAAAAUUUGGCGAAACCGCUCUCAGACAAAAAGACAAACUUGAUUGGGUUAAAAUUGACAGGUUAGUCUCUCCUUUUUUUUUUUUUUCAGGGUCACCUGCCGGCGGUGAUGUUUUGGCAGAUACAAGAACGCAAGGGCGGGGCGAUCAUGCCGACAAGCCGGCGUUCUCCUUAUGGCGUUCAUGAAAAUGACCCCUUUUUGUUCUUUAAUGAGUGGUACGGAAAAGCGACCUAUUGUAUAGCUUUGUUUCAGUUGAGAAAUGAUAAGUUACGAAGUCAGAGUGUAAAUUAGUGAUGUACUUUUUGAACAGAUAUUAUUGGUGUCAAGGUAUUUGCUUUAUAUGAAAGGGUUUUACUUUGAAAAUUGGAAAAUUAGCACCAGUGACGAUUUUUUUUUGCUGUUUGUACAUAUUUCACUUCACCUUUAUUAUCAAUUGCUGCAAUAUAUUAAAAAUAUUUUCUUCUUUUUUUAAAGUAUCAGUCAUCAGUGGUUUGCAGUUUCACAGGGGCACCCAACUAGAAUAUAGUUCAAAACCACUUAAACAUAUAUAGCAUUGUUAAACGUAUUUUAGUAUUUAAACGGUAGAUAUUGGCAUAUUUUUAUCCCCUAAAAAUUUUUCAUCUGUUCAGAUUUCCUAGCUGAAAGUCUAGUGAUCCGAAAAUUAUAGGGAUCAAAACUUGCCUUUUCGAAAAUUUCGCCACAAAAAGGCUUCCGAAAAUUGUAGGUGACCUUUUUAGGGUAAAAAUCCGUUAAAAUAGGCAAAUAUACCAGUUUUUGGAUGUUCGAAAAUCCUAGGAGAGGCAGGCAAGCAAGAAAUUUUACAACAAAUGUUUCGAAAAUUCUAGAUCUCAAAUCGUCUUCCGAACAGAUAUUCUUCCGAAAAUUGUCGUUGGGUGCCCCUGGUUUCAGCUUUGCGGAGACUUAGCCUUCUCGGUCUUCUUUGUUAGAAGGGACAAUAGACUUGACGACUGAAUACUUGUUUGCAGUUUACACAUUCAAGAAAGUAGGCUUUUCAGUGUUCAAAGGCAUCUCUGAAGCUUUAACCGGCUUCCGAGCCUGGCGAAUCUGAAGACUAUGGCCGUGUGCACACUUAUAUUACAAAAGUAAACAGAACGUUCAACCUUCUUUUUUUCUGCCAAAGUGAACGAUCGAGUCUCUUAUGGAGGUUCUAACUUUUGAAUCAGUGGACGAAAUCCAAUAGUAUGACCAUUCAAAUGAAACCUCUCCAGCAGUACUUUCACUUAGUACUAUUUAUUUAGUUUGUAGUUCCAACUUUUGAGUCUGUGGAUGAAAUCCUAUGGUGUUACCAUUCAAAUCAAACCUCUUCAGCAAUACCUCCACAUGGUACUUUUUAUUUAGUAUGUAGCUCUAACUUUUGAGUCUGUUGAUGAAAUCCUAUGGUGUUACCAUUCAAAUGAAUCCUUUUUGGCAGUACUUUCACAUAGUAUUAUUUCUUUUCAGAAUCAAACUUAGAAAUUUUGUUCAAUUUUAACUUGGGUCAACUUUGACAGUGAAAGGGGUAACCACAACUAGAACUACCGUAUUCUCCUGAUGGUGCCUUUUUGUUAACGUUUCGAUAGUUUAACUUGUCCUUGAAGCACUUAGGUUACGAGUAACUGGUACAGACUUAAGAAUAAAAAUUUAAUCCGUAUUGUAAUGAUCAUGGCAAUAAUCAUCAUUUCAUUUUUCAAAUGAGUCAAGUAGAGGAAAGGAAGACUGAGGGAUCACGAAUUCCUAGAUCUGGAUAAAAUGAACUGCACACACAAGUUAAUAAACCUCACCUUUAUUGACAAUCUUCUCAGUUUUAAAAGCAAACUACAGUAACAAACAAAAUACAGUGAGCAGGUUCAAAAAUUGAUGGCUUACAGAUUUCAGCAUCCAAGCGGUAAAAAGUAAUUGACAAAUAGUAAAAGACUCUUGCAUCGAUAUCCCUAAUAAGCGCCGCUCCUUGCCUUCCCCCUCGAUCUAUUCCUCUCCUUUUUCUCUGCUAGUGUGAUUGACGGGCAAUUCAGACUGGCCAAAACUCCUAAAAGCCAGGUUUUAGCAAAUUCAUUUCGGUCUUUGCGACAGAUUAUGGGAAUGAAGCGGAAUUGGCUGUUUAAUGAACUCAAACACGGCAUUUGGGGCCUCAUUGGCCUGUUAUGAAAUUUAUAUGUCGCUAGAAUUCCAACCGGCUGUUAUAAAAAUACAAAAACAACUAUUUCAGCGCUGCCAUAAUUCUAAUAAGAGCUACUUGGGGGAAUGAUUUCCUGUGGUGCACGGUGGACCCUCGUUAUAACGAAGGGUCAAGGAGCUGAGAAGAUGAAAUAUGUACACACUUACAUUACAUGUAUAUCGAAAAAAAAAACGAGUCAACCCAAACAAAACGGAAUUUUAAAUUUUUAAACAGAGUUAACUCAAUUUGUAACUAGAGUAAAUAAUGUGGCUUUGGGACUAAAGAGCUGCACAGCUCUGACAUAACGUGUCUCGUUUGUUAUUAUUCAUCCAGGCAGCUUUUUCCAGACCGGGAUCAGCAUAUGUUCUUCAGACCGAUCCCUUUGCCAAGAAACGCAGCAAUCAAGAGAGCAUAGACUUCCCCCUUGGUAAGAUUAUCCUUUAGGCGUUUGUCGGGGAGAGUGGGGGCGGGGUGGAAGCAUCCCUGUAAAAACAAAAGCGGAUUACCCAGAGAAAAACCUCUAGGAACAGUUCUUAAAAAGAAGAAAAAAGGACACGGACGCUUGUCGAAAUUUUUGAAACGUAUCUCCGUAAGGUACUGCAUGAAGUGAAGGAAAACGCAGUCUGUUUUCAAAAUUUUUACACAGGAAUCCAAGGAAAUGAGCUUUUCUCUCAUCGCAUACUUGCAAAGGUCUUCACGUCACGGUCUGAUGUAGAGUCAGCUCUCCACACAUCACCUGAGUACAUCAGAACACAUUUUCCUUUUCCUUUAUUAUAAUUUUUUUUUUCAGUACUAUUUUAGAGAAAGUCGAAUUCAGAAUUCAAUUUAGACCAUGUGGGCCUAACCAUUUAACUUUCUAUCUGGCUGUCUACGUCUGUCUCUGUCCAUGUAGCUUUCUGUCCAUACCAUAACAUCUCGAUCCGGCCAUAGAUACUUCCACUGUGUUCAAGCCGCGCUUCGAACGGACACACACACUGCUACCCUUCUUUUUAAACUGCACAUCACUUUACGACAUUUCAAAUAUAAUGGGAAAAAAAAAGUAGCCAAAUGAUCUUAAAAUUUGGCGAAACCGCUCUCAGACAAAAAGACAAACUUGAUUGGGUUAAAAUUGACAGGUUAGUCUCUCCUUUUUUUUUUUUUUCAGGGUCACCUGCCGGCGGUGAUGUUUUGGCAGAUACAAGAACGCAAGGGCGGGGCGAUCAUGCCGACAAGCCGGCGUUCUCCUUAUGGCGUUCAUGAAAAUGACCCCUUUUUGUUCUUUAAUGAGUGGUAGGAAAAGCGACCUAUUGUAUAGCUUUGUUUCAGUUGAGAAAUGAUAAGUUACGAAGUCAGAGUGUAAAUUAGUGAUGUACUUUUUGAACAGAUAUUAUUGGUGUCAAGGUAUUUGCUUUAUAUGAAAGGGUUUUACUUUGAAAAUUGGAAAAUUAGCACCAGUGACGAUUUUUUUUUUGCUGUUUGUACAUAUUUCACUUCACCUUUAUUAUCAAUUGCUGCAAUAUAUUAAAAAUAUUUUCUUCUUUUUUUAAAGUAUCAGUCAUCAGUGGUUUGCAGUUUCACAGGGGCACCCAACUAGAAUAUAGUUCAAAACCACUUAAACAUAUAUAGCAUUGUUAAACGUAUUUUAGUAUUUAAACGGUAGAUAUUGGCAUAUUUUUAUCCCCUAAAAAUUUUUCAUCUGUUCAGAUUUCCUAGCUGAAAGUCUAGUGAUCCGAAAAUUAUAGGGAUCAAAACUUGCCUUUUCGAAAAUUUCGCCACAAAAAGGCUUCCGAAAAUUGUAGGUGACCUUUUUAGGGUAAAAAUCCGUUAAAAUAGGCAAAUAUACCAGUUUUUGGAUGUUCGAAAAUCCUAGGAGAGGCAGGCAAGCAAGAAAUUUUACAACAAAUGUUUCGAAAAUUCUAGAUCUCAAAUCGUCUUCCGAACAGAUAUUCUUCCGAAAAUUGUCGUUGGGUGCCCCUGGUUUCAGCUUUGCGGAGACUUAGCCCUUUCUCGGUCUUCUUUGUUAGAAGGGACAAUAGACUUGACGAGUGAAUACUUGUUUGCAGUUUACACAUUCAAGAAAGUAGGCUUUUCAGUGUUCAAAGGCAUCUCUGAAGCUUUAACCGGCUUCCGAGCCUGGCGAAACUGAAGACUAUGGCCGUGUGCACACUUAUAUUACAAAAGUAAACAGAACGUUCAACCUUCUUUUUUUCUGCCAGAGUGAACGAUCGAGUCUCUUAUGGAGGUUCUAACUUUUAAAUCAGUGGACGAAAUCCAAUAGUAUGACCAUUCAAAUGAAACCUCUCCAGCAGUACUUUCACUUAGUACUAUUUAUUUAGUAUGUAGUUCCAACUUUUGAGUCUGUGGAUGAAAUCCUAUGGUGUGACCAUUCAAAUGAAACCUCUUCAGCAAUACCUCCACAUGGUACUUUUUAUUUAGUAUGUAGUUCUAACUUUUGAGUCUGUGGAUGAAAUCCUAUGAUGUUACCAUUCAAAUGAAACCUCUUCAGCAAUACUUUCACAUGGUACUAUUUAUUUAGUAUGUAGUUC
Porites evermanni is the source of this 12644-nucleotide messenger RNA. The record is from the annotation of a GenBank genome assembly. Lineage: Eukaryota; Metazoa; Cnidaria; Anthozoa; Scleractinia; Poritidae.